This is a messenger RNA of Lasiosphaeria miniovina, 219 nucleotides long. RefSeq names its product mating-type protein Mat a-1. The transcript is spliced from 2 exons. Gene Ontology annotation, biological process: cell differentiation; anatomical structure morphogenesis; regulation of DNA-templated transcription. Lineage: Eukaryota; Fungi; Ascomycota; Sordariomycetes; Sordariales; Lasiosphaeriaceae. Gene Ontology annotation, molecular function: RNA polymerase II cis-regulatory region sequence-specific DNA binding; DNA-binding transcription factor activity, RNA polymerase II-specific. The annotation marks the transcript as partial. The record is from RefSeq and is a predicted model, not a curated record.
GAGAAGGUGCCACGCCCUCCUAACGCGUUUAUCUUGUACCGUAAGGAUCGUCACAAGGAGUUGAAGAAUGCCAAUCCGACGCUCAAAAAUAAUGAGAUCUCUACCCUCGUUGGCACUAUGUGGCGUCGUGAGGAUGAUGCAACGCGCGCCAAGUACCAUCUGAAGGCACAAGAAUGCAAGAACAUGCUCUUGAAGUACUAUCCUCAGUACAAAUACAAG